CCACAGUAGUGCUCGCUUGCUGCGUUUUGGGUUGGAGGAACAAGACAAAUGCAGGGCGCGCUUGCUCUCAACAGCGGGCUGGGCAAAUGCCUGCCAGCCCAGCGCACUCGGCAGGCACCGAUUGUGCCUUUCGCAUUCAAGGCCGGCCCUCUGGUCGCGGCUCGGCGCCCGGCCAUCGCUCGGUCUCCGGUCUCCACUGGCGCGGUGGGCGUGUCCCAGGCGUCCAUCGUUGCUGAUGCCGCCUCCAGCGUCGUGGCUCCGCUGCCCCAUGAGCUGUUUGUGCUCGGAGAGGGUCUGGAGACUCCCAUCCAGCUUAUCUACCUGCUGACCCUGCUGGGUUUCCUGUCGGUCGGUGCCUACCUGGUCGUGCGCCAAGUGCUCAUUCGGCGAGAGCUGGACGAGGGCGCGAAGGGCCUGGGCGAGCGCAUCCGCACAGGGGAGGCGACAUGCGAGGACUACUACGAGCUGGGUGUGGUGCUGACCCGCAAGAAGCUGUUCACCCAGGCCACUAAGAACCUGGAGAAGGCCAAGAAGGUGUGGGACGGCGAGGAGAGCGAGCUGGCGCAGGUGCACAACGCACUGGGCUUCUGCUACUUCAACAUGGAGAAGACCGACAUGGCCAUUGAGGAGUACCGCCUGGCUGUGGCGCUGCAGCCCGGAUACGUGACCGCCUGGAACAACCUGGGUGACGCACUGGAGAAGGAGCGCCGCUGGCCUGAGGCGCUGCAGGCCUACCAGGAGGCGCUUACGUACGCGCCCAACAACCGCAUCGCCCGCCAGCGGUGCGACUACUGCAAGGAGAAGGUCAGCCGCCUCACAGUCUGAGAGGGCGGUCCCGCUGCGGCGUGGAGCCGCGCCUGUUGCGUGGAUCUUCGCCUAGUGCAUGAAGAAGCUGGAGAGCUGGAGCGCUAGAGGGCUGGAGCUGGGACCUGGUGGGACCUGAUGGCGUGGCCGUGCAUUCUGAGGCGCGCCGUGUGAGCGGAUGCAGCUAAUGCCUGGGCAGUGCGCCUGGAGGUGUUGCUGUCGGAGAUCCUGGGCCAUGCUGCUGCGGGAGGCUGCGUAGCUAGUUGGCUUGCUAGCCAUCGCGCACGGGCAGCUUGAAGGCGAGCGUGACGUUGUCGUCGUAUACGUCGUCCUUGUGCGGGUCGCGGAACACGUGCAGCACGUGCACGUGGCCGCCGCCCUGGCCGAUGCCUGCGUGCAGGAGUGAGGCGGGGGCGGGGCCCGGAGGCCGGGGCGGGGGGCGUGUCGGUUAGCGGGCAAGGCAGGUGGAGCACAGUGACGACGGCGCGCGGGUUUCGGGGUGGGGGUUUGAGGACAAGAUAAGUGGAACAAGCAUCGGCGCCAAUUUUAGGGAAAAGCGCUGGCGAUGAGCGUGGUGGUGCUAGGGAGUGUCAGAAGCGCCUUAAACCAGGGCGCGAGAAUGACACGAGCACGUAUGGGACCUGCAACUGUGCAUGGCAGCUCCCGAGAGCCUAUCGCGAGUGUCCUCGAGAGACCUGGCCCGUGAGGGGCUGAAGAGCAUAGAUUGUCAUAUAGCAACCAAGCGGAUGGGAGCUGUCAAGA
Messenger RNA from Chlamydomonas reinhardtii, 1566 nucleotides. RefSeq lists its product as uncharacterized. NCBI's taxonomy places the organism in Eukaryota, Viridiplantae, Chlorophyta, Chlorophyceae, Chlamydomonadales, Chlamydomonadaceae. The transcript is spliced from 7 exons. The record is from RefSeq and is a predicted model, not a curated record. The coding region runs from base 49 to 825 and encodes 258 amino acids. Gene Ontology annotation, molecular function: protein binding.